This is a messenger RNA of Rotaria socialis, 1349 nucleotides long. The record is from the annotation of a GenBank genome assembly. NCBI's taxonomy places the organism in Eukaryota, Metazoa, Rotifera, Eurotatoria, Philodinida, Philodinidae.
UUGAUCGCAGAAAAUUCGUGAUCGUGAUCAAAAAUAUCAAUCACGCAGUACACUAACCGGAAGAUAUCACAUUUAUCCUCACCUACUAAUGACAAUACUUCGCUGUAUAAAUCCGUCUGUUUUCGUCUUUCACAUAAAUAAAAAAACAAAAUGGACACAAAACUGAUAUUUACGCUUAUCAAACAGAAGAAUAUAUUGAAAGAUGCAAAUACAACUGCCAAUGCUGUCGUAGCCAAUAAUCGUUCAAUAAAACUUUUCAUUUUAUUACCUUGCCAAGUAUUAUCAGUUAUGUAUGUUUUCUAUUCGUUAGUAUAGAUAUCAUAAAGCGAUCAGCAAAAUUUAUUAAGCCAAUUGGAAAUCAUUUUAUUAUUGCAUUACUAAUAACAAGUUUCGUUCAAGUAACAACUGAAUUAUCAAUGGUAGAAAAUUAUUUGCAUAUGGGUGUUGUGUGGCCGUCAACGAAUAGUUAUUGUGUAUUUUUCAACUGGUACACAUUUUCAUUGAAUGGUGUCAGUUUAUUUGUUAGCAAGUUAUUUUUAUAUAUUUGUUUGAAUUUUAUUUUUGAUUAUUUAUAAACGUUAGUGUGUUGGGCAUCUAUUGAGCGGCAUAUUAUUAUAUUUUCACAGUCAAUCUUUCAAAUUCGAUGGAAACGUAUUGCUUUUCGCUAUGUACCACUUAGUAUAGCAAUAUUUUACACCCCAACAUGCUGCGUUGCUGUUAUUUUUAUUUUUAUUUAUAAUUAUGUUAAUGAUUGGAAUUUUUACGAAUUAUUGUAUUGGCUGGCUAAUACAAUCAUACCAACUGUUUCGGUUGCUCUAGCAAAUAUUUUACUUCUCAUUCGAGUUACAUAUCGUUCAACUCGAAUAAGGCAUAAUGCUGAACGAACAAAAAAUAAUCUAAUAAUGACUAUACAAUUGCUUACAAUUUCAGCACUUUUUCUUGUGUUUCGGUUACCAAUUGCAGUUACAGGUUUAAUUCAACAAUUCUUCGAUGCAACAUUUAUUAUCGAUAUACAAUUUAAUAUAUUUUUCUAUUUAAUUUAUCUUAUUCAAUUGUUUUUACCGCUUGUUUGCUUAGUUUCUUUACCAGAAUUGAAGAAAACAACAGACAUGACAAUAAUUCGAUACGGGGGACACCGAAAUGCGAUUAGUGAUGUACCAGCUUUUUACGUUGCAUCCUUUAUGCCUGCUAUAAACAAACGAGGUGGUUCUUGGUCGCGCGAGCGACUAUUAGCUGGUAAGCAAAAAAAUUUUCAUUCCAAUCAAAUUCGUUUCUUUUCAUUUCAUCUCGAUUUCUUCAACAGCGAAGUGAAUAUAAUUACUUUCACUUAUCUUAUUGCAAACAAAUAA